AUGUGUGACUGCAAGACUGAUGACAGUGAGCACAAGCUCACAAAAUUCAAGCUGAUGACAAACUCUCUUGUGAAAGAGAUGUACAUCACCAAUCUCUGUCAGCUUGCUGCUGGUCUUCUCAACAUCAUUAAGAAGAUAAUAACUGUCUCAGCUUCUCUUCUGUUCUCUGUCACUGCUGCUGCUGCCCCACUCUCACUUCUCAGCAUGAAUGCUCUUCUUGUGCUUCAGAAGGAGCAAAAAGACCUCUUGAAGACAAUUCUUCAAACUUUUGUUAGAAAAAGAAAGAUUGAAAGUCCCACUGUCAGUCUGUCAGCAAAGUCUGCUCAUCUCAUUCUUCUCCUUCAGAUGACACCAACUCCAGUCCCCCAUGUCUUGUUUGGUGGUGUGUCAUCAGCUGCACCUGACUCCAGCCAGGUUUUUGAGACUCUGUGGAAAACCACAGAGCAAAUUUCAUUGCCUCCAUUGCAGUUCUUUAUGUCUGUUAUGCCAUUGUCAUCCCUCCCCACCCCUGCCAAAAGCCUGGUUGACUUCAAGUCCAUUUUAGCAGACAAAGAAAUGAAGGAGGUCCAGAAGGAGCAUGAUUUCAUUUUGAAGAACUGA
Uncinocarpus reesii 1704 is the source of this 600-nucleotide messenger RNA. RefSeq lists its product as uncharacterized. The record is from RefSeq and is a predicted model, not a curated record. Bases 1 to 600 code for a protein of 199 amino acids. The transcript has 3 exons. NCBI's taxonomy places the organism in Eukaryota, Fungi, Ascomycota, Eurotiomycetes, Onygenales, Onygenaceae.